Lotus japonicus is the source of this 1689-nucleotide messenger RNA. Its product is annotated as probable transcription factor KAN4. Gene Ontology annotation, biological process: regulation of DNA-templated transcription; abaxial cell fate specification. The transcript is spliced from 6 exons. Bases 374 to 1381 code for a protein of 335 amino acids. Gene Ontology annotation, cellular component: nucleus. The record is from RefSeq and is a predicted model, not a curated record. Gene Ontology annotation, molecular function: transcription cis-regulatory region binding. NCBI's taxonomy places the organism in Eukaryota, Viridiplantae, Streptophyta, Magnoliopsida, Fabales, Fabaceae.
UGUGCAUCGUACUUUGAUGACUAAUCUCUCAGCUUCCAUAAAUAACCACUACCCCUUUUCACUAACUUUCAGUUCAAACCACCACCCCAGAAAAAAAAUCUGAUCUUUUCCUCUUUCCCUUCAAUUUUUUAUCUGACUAGUGACCAGUACUCUCUGCAUCGAAUUAAUUCCCCUGCUUUAAAAAUGGUGUUUUUUCAACCCUACUAAAAAGGCUAUAUCAGCUAGCUCCCCCCUCUCAAAACCAAUGCAAAUCAUAAGUCACUCAUGAUAUAAUCACUACCUCAAAUCCAUCUCUUUCAGAUCUUUCAUUCAUUCAUUCUUCUCCUCAAUUCAACUUUCACCCUUUAGCAAUAGUUCUGUAACAAAACCUUUGAUGUCUAUCUCUAAUUCACACCACCCAGUAAUGCAAACCUUGUUCUCACCAUUUUCAGAACCAGACCUCUCUUUGAACAUAAGCCCUCCCUCUAUUUCUGAAGCAAAAGCAUCAGUUGGAUGUAAAGCACUUUACAAUAACGAUAUGUGUUCAUUAUCAACCUCUGAUUCAGCUGGAAGUAGUGAAAGCGAGUUGAGCCAUGAGAAUAAUGGCUUCAACAACCUCUGUCCUCCUCGUGAGCCCACAUUGAGAUUGGGCUACGGAGCCGUGGAUUUGAAUCCCCACUAUUCAGUUCAAGGAGGAGGCUUGAGAAACUUCAACCACCACCACCAUCACCUCCAACCUCGCGGCCACCCCGUCUAUGGCCGGGAGUUCAAGCGCAAUGCAAGGGUCGUUAAUGGUGGUAAAAGAAGUGUUAGAGCUCCCAGGAUGAGGUGGACAACCACCCUCCAUGCUCAUUUUGUUCAUGCUGUUCAGCUACUUGGUGGUCAUGAAAGAGCAACACCAAAGUCUGUGUUGGAGCUAAUGAAUGUGAAGGAUCUAACCCUUGCACACGUCAAGAGUCACUUGCAGAUGUAUAGAACAGUGAAGAGCACCGACAAAGGCAUUACAGAAGGAGGUCAUGGGCAGACAGAUAUUGGGUUGAGCCAAAGGCCAGGGAUUGUUCCUCUGCAUGGAGCAUCAUCAGCAGUACCCAAUUUAUUGCCUCAGAAGUCCCACAUCAGAACAUCGUGGCAAUCAUCAUCAAUAGAGACAAAUACAAACAAUAGCGGACAAAACUCCGAAAUUGGUUUGACGUAUUCUCGUCUCAUGAAAGGAUCAAAUGAUACCAUGGGGAAUGAGCAUAAUUAUGCUGGCAUGUCAAAUUGCAUGAAGGAGGGUUUGGAUUCUAUCCCUUUGUCACGUUCAGAGACUAUGAUUGACUUAGAAUUCACCCUUGGAAGGCCCACUUGGCAAACAGAGCAUGCCGAACCAUCAAGAAGAGAGUUAACUCUUCUCAAGUGUUAAAUAACCCUUUCCAACAAAUUCUGACACAGUUGGUAGAUAGCGAGGUCCCUAAAACAUGCCGACAAGAUUUCAAAUUUUAGCUGUGUGUAUAUGGAAAAAUAUUAGUCGAGAGAGGCAAAACUCACUUUGUUAAUCUUGACGCUCUCGAAGAGAUUAGUUUCGAACUAUUGACACACCUAACCCUUUCCUUGUCAUUAAAAUGCUAUACUACUACAUGACAUGGAGGAAAGAGAGAGGAAUUAUUCCAUGUGAAUGAUUUUAUUUCGUGAAACAUUUUGUCUAGAAAGAGGAAGGAGGAAUAGGAUAAA